AUGGCCUCGUUCCAGUCCGAGUGGGAAGGGCAUGCUGGUGGGGACCCCUCAGCCCCAGACCCUGUCCUCUCAGUGUUAGACCACUACUUUCAGGUUAGGUGUACCUUGGACCGAGACUGGAACUCUUCCCCUGCUGUAGCAGGACCACAGGACACGUGGCAUGUUUACCUCUCUGGUGCUGGGAUCACAGAAGCCUCUCUUGCUAAGGAUGAGGAGGAUUCAAGUCUGGCACGAGAAUGGCGACUGGUCAUUCGCCCCAAUCGCUCAAUGGAGUUUACAAUGGUUUGA
Coregonus sp. 'balchen' is the source of this 288-nucleotide messenger RNA. Lineage: Eukaryota; Metazoa; Chordata; Actinopteri; Salmoniformes; Salmonidae. The record is from the annotation of a GenBank genome assembly.